Molecule: messenger RNA, 1355 nt
Organism: Prunus avium (sweet cherry)
Lineage: Eukaryota; Viridiplantae; Streptophyta; Magnoliopsida; Rosales; Rosaceae
Source: RefSeq, a predicted model, not a curated record
UGUCAGAAAUUCGCAAGACGACUCAAAUGCACAAGAAGCGAUUCCUUUUCGUUCGUUGGGUUCGAGCUAAGUACAGCUCCGAGCACUGAAUUAGGGUUCCGAUAUUGAACAAAUUAUUCCUUAGUUGAGAAAUUAUUCGCAGCACCUGACUUAGUUGCCUUGCAAGCUUGUUUUUCUAGAUAUAUAAGAUGCCGAAAACAAGGGCGAAUGCUUCUGGAGAUGCAUCUGAAAGACCAUUAGAAUCUGAAGAGCGGGUGGACCUUGAUGGAGACAAUGAUCCUGAGGAAACAAUAGAAGAAGAGGUCGAGUAUGAAGAAGUAGAGGAAGAGGAGGAAGUGGAAGAGGUGGAAGAGGAAGAGGAAGAAGAAGAAGAGGAAGAAGAAGAUCCAGAAGAGGGUGAGGAAGAGGGAGAAAACAAGGGAGCUGCUACAAAAUCUAAUGGACAGAAAAGCUCAGAUGGUGAUGAAGUGAUGGCAGUUGCUGACGGAGAGGAGGAAGAAGAAAAAAAGAAGCAUGCGGAGCUUCUUGCACGCCCUCCGCAUGGAUCAGAGGUGUAUCUUGGUGGCAUUCCUCAUGAUGCAUCUGAAGAGGAUUUGAGGGGAUUUUGUGAAUCUAUUGGGGAAGUUACUGAGGUUAGAAUAAUGAAGGGAAAAGAUUCAGGGGAGGCCAAAGGUUAUGCUUUUGUUACCUUCAGAAACAAGGAGUUGGCUUCUAAGGCCAUUGAGGAACUGAAUAAUUCUGAGUUGAAGGGAAAAAGGAUUAAAUGUUCUACAUCUCAAGCAAAGCAUCGGUUGUUUAUUGGAAAUGUUCCCAGAAAUUGGGGAGAGGAGGAUAUGAAGAAGGCUGUAACAGAUAUUGGACCAGGAGUCAUUUCUGUGGAACUGUUGAAGGACCCACAGAACUCCAGCCGGAAUCGUGGAUUUGCUUUCAUUGAGUAUUAUAAUCAUGCAUGUGCAGAAUAUUCAAGACAAAAGAUGUCAAGCCCAAAAUUUAAGCUCGACACCAAUGCUCCUACUGUGAGCUGGGCUGAUCCUAAAAAUACAGAAUCCUCUGCUGCUUCUCAGGUGAAAGCUGUGUAUGUCAAGAAUUUACCAAAAGACAUUACUCAGGAGAGUCUAAAGGAGCUGUUUGAACGUCAUGGAAAGAUCACAAAGGUGGUUCUCCCCCCUGCAAAAGCGGGACAUGAAAAGAGCAGAUUUGGUUUUGUACACUUUGCGGAAAGGGCAUGUGCAAUGAAGGCAUUGAAGAACACUGAAAAAUAUGAAAUUGAUGGUCAAGUUUUGGAAUGCUCUCUUGCAAAGCCACAAGCAGAUCAGAAGUCUUCUGGAUCAUCAAAUCAUCAGAAGUCGCCCUUA